UGCGCGCGCAACUGGCCCUGGGUAUUCUCUGCUCCGUUAUUAUAAAGGGGGAGUGGAAGGCGCCUUUUGGUUUCCUUCCCCUUUUAUUUCUUCUCGUUCUCAGUUCGUGCGGAGCAGGCAUCCGAAGAGCGAGCGAUAGCCAGAGAUCCAUUGUCUGUGGAGGCGUGCGUUUGUUGUAUUUCUUUUUCCUUUCUUUUCCCCACCCCCCCCCCCCGCCCCCGCCGUUAUCCGAGUGGCAAAAGAAGCCGUCGUUGAAAGAAAGCCGCGGUACAAAAAUGGCAUCUGGUGUUGCAGUCUCUGAUGAAGUGGUGUGCUGUUUCAAUGACAUGAAAGUGCGCAAAUCAUGCAGCCAGGCAGAUUUGAAGAAGAGGAAGAAGGCAGUGCUCUUUAAAUUGGAUGAUAGUAAAGAGAAGAUAAUUGUGGACCAGGAGAAGCAGAUUACAGUUGGAGAUGUUUUGGAGCAAAGAAUUUGUGACCCGCUCAACAGCUUUAUUAAAAUGCUUCCAUUGAACGAUUGCCGCUAUGCUCUUUAUGAUGCAUCCUUCGAGACCAAGGAGACAAAGAAGGAAGAGUUGAUCUUCAUGCACUGGGUUCCUGAAGAUGCAUCUGUGGCAUGUAAAAUGAUCUAUGCUAGCUCCAAGGAUGCCUUGAAAAAGAAGUUUACAGGAGUGAAGCAUGAGUGGCAGGUGACUUCCAUUGAAGAAUUAAUGGACCGCUGUGAGCUGGCAUCAAAGCUGGGGUCAGGCGUUAUUGCAUUUGAAUCGCAGAAAAUCUAGUGCCAGUGCAUUGAGCUUCCAUGUUUGUCACGUGCUGUGGGUUUUAUUGCUUGCAGAGUACCUUCCAGUUUAUGUAUCUUUGACUUCCCAUCUGACUCUUGCUUUUAACCUGUUUGUAAUCGGGACCUAACUAGAAAGUUGUGGGACAAAAAAAAAAUCAAAGUACUGUUCAUCAGGCUACAAGGGGCUGUAGAGAGACUUGCUGCCAAAAUUGUUUUCUCAAGGCCAAGCCUACAGUUACAGUGGAACAGGUCAGGCAGGGUAGAAAACCCACUACAAUGCCUGAAUAUUAACUUGUCGCAAUCAUUCCAUGCAAUGUGAUCUUAAUUCUGGUUGGGAGAUUUUUGACUUGACAAGUUUGUGUAAGCAUAACCUCUCAGCUUCAGGAGUGGAGAUUUUUUAAACCAUUAAUCAUGCAAGCUUGAUUUAAUUACCCUUUUGGUGUCUCUGAAUUUUUGGAAGUCUGCACCCCCAUCCCCCAAAAUCCAGAUGCCUUUACACCUCUGAAAUCAGCCUGUUUCUGGUUUGAUUGUCCUUUUGACAUUCAUUCCAUGCAUCAUUCCCUGAGUUCUAACAAGACUCCACCUCUGGUAAGGGCUGACCCCACAAUCUCAGCACUGCAUUAUAACGUGACCAACUCUUGUUUUGGGGGUGGAGAGGCAGUGACUACCAGUUCUGAGGACCGAAUCAUGUAGUGUGUUUUGCAGGUGGUUAAUUGUUGGGUGGGAUUUGGGGGCCUGACUAAUGUGGAAGCAACAUUAUUAAUCCUUGAAAUAAACUUAGUAUGAAAA
Molecule: messenger RNA, 1567 nt
Organism: Stegostoma tigrinum
Lineage: Eukaryota; Metazoa; Chordata; Chondrichthyes; Orectolobiformes; Stegostomatidae
Product: cofilin-2-like
Exons: 4
Coding region: 276-776 (166 amino acids)
Biological process (GO): cell motility; actin filament severing; actin filament fragmentation
Cellular component (GO): actin cortical patch; actin cytoskeleton; cytoplasm
Molecular function (GO): actin filament binding
Source: RefSeq, a predicted model, not a curated record